Apiotrichum porosum is the source of this 588-nucleotide messenger RNA. It is a transcript of the gene TMA22, whose product is annotated as Translation machinery-associated protein 22. The transcript is spliced from 3 exons. Gene Ontology annotation, molecular function: translation initiation factor activity; mRNA binding. Gene Ontology annotation, biological process: translation reinitiation; formation of translation preinitiation complex. The record is from RefSeq and is a predicted model, not a curated record. NCBI's taxonomy places the organism in Eukaryota, Fungi, Basidiomycota, Tremellomycetes, Trichosporonales, Trichosporonaceae. The coding region runs from base 1 to 588 and encodes 195 amino acids.
AUGUCCGUCGCCGGCCCCUCGUCCAGGCCUGUCCAGGCCUUCUACUGUGCCAUCUGUAGCCUCCCUACCGAGUAUUGCGAGUUUGGACCCAGUGUGUCCAAGUGCAAGACCUGGCUCGAGAGCAACGACAAGGCCGAGUACGAGCGUGUCUGGGGCGAAGGUAACCUCGCCGCACGCAUCGGCACCCUCUCCCUCGACAAGCAGGAGAAGCUCGAGGCCGACGCUGCCAAGGCCGAGGCCAAGGCUGAGAAGAAGGCUGAGGCCGAGGCCAAGAAGAAGGACGCCACCAAAAUCAUCAUCAAGCGCAGCGAACGUACCAAGCGCAAACACGCUACCCAUAUCCAGAACCUGGAGCUGUUCGGCGUCGACCUGAAGAAGGCGGCAAAGCUCUUUGCGUCCAAGUUUGCCACGGGUUCGAGCGUUAGCAAGAACCCCCAGGGCCAGGACGAGAUUGUCAUCCAGGGUGAUGUGGGAGAUGAGAUUGUCGAGAUGCUCCGCCAACAGGUCGGUGUUCUCAAGGGAGCGCCCGCGGAUCAAAUCACCCGUGUCGAGAUUAAGAAGAAGAAGGAGCCUGAGCCCGAGGUGUAA